This is a messenger RNA of Adineta ricciae, 303 nucleotides long. NCBI's taxonomy places the organism in Eukaryota, Metazoa, Rotifera, Eurotatoria, Adinetida, Adinetidae. The record is from the annotation of a GenBank genome assembly.
AUGAAAACAUUGAUUCUCCUCGCUGCAGUUCUCCUCAUCUGCACAAUUUCAACAUCAAACGCCAAACGUCUCUUUGUGGACAACGACAAUGAUAUGGAACUGACCGACAAGAAAGCACGAAUGUUUCUUCGUGCUAUGACAGGUGAAAGUGAUGAUGAUGAUGCUGGCUCGCUCGAUACGCGUGAAAUCGGUAAAAAUUGUGUACCUUGCAAAUUCGGAAUCAAUCCUUGCUGCGCACCAAACAUCUGCAUCAAAAAACGAUUUCGUCCAGAUGAAUGUAUGGAAAUCAAACAAGGCAAAUAG